Messenger RNA from Hevea brasiliensis (rubber tree), 4659 nucleotides. Its product is annotated as lysine-specific demethylase JMJ25. Gene Ontology annotation, cellular component: chromatin; histone deacetylase complex. The record is from RefSeq and is a predicted model, not a curated record. The coding region runs from base 321 to 4217 and encodes 1298 amino acids. The transcript is spliced from 13 exons. NCBI's taxonomy places the organism in Eukaryota, Viridiplantae, Streptophyta, Magnoliopsida, Malpighiales, Euphorbiaceae. Gene Ontology annotation, molecular function: chromatin DNA binding; transcription coregulator activity; histone H3K9 demethylase activity. Gene Ontology annotation, biological process: regulation of transcription by RNA polymerase II.
CAAGAAGUUUGGCUAAUAGGUGUUCCUAAGCAAUCUGACUUCAAAAAUAUGACAAAUUUUAAGCAUGGGAGAAGAAGAAACCCUAAAACCACAAUUUGGCGCCAGAUUUCAAAACCACACGAGAAAUUCCCACCCACUGUUUUUGUUUUCCCAAAUCCAAAACCUUCUUCAUUCUUACCUCACUUUGCCCUAUAAAACCAUCUCGUCUUUCUUGUUCCAUAUUUUUAAUUUUUCUUCCCCAAAUUCUGUCCCUAUUGCUAAUUAAGUACGUUCUCUGUGCUAUCUGCACUGAUCGAUCUCUCGUUCUCGGUCCUUUGGCCAUGACACAUGGUAUAAAGUCGCUCGAUGUAUCGACGGAAUUGCCUGAAAUCGAAGGCAAUCACCCGGAAGCUUGUGGGUCCAAGGAGCAAGAUGGAGGCGGCGAUGUUCUGCCACAGGAAAAGGAGAAUGUUUUGGAAAACCAAGAAGCCGAAUUUGGAGGCCGAAACGGCGAGAAACUGGAAGGAAUUGAAAUGAGAGGGACGGAAAUUUGUGGUUAUGUGGACGAAAUGGAAGGUGGGUUUAUAGAUAAUAAAUUACGUACUAAGAUUGGGGAAGUGGAAACUGAUCAGAAAGGGAAAGAACGUAGUGAGAAAGCAGUAGAAAAUUUUGAUUCUGGUAAGGACGGAGGUAGUAUGUUGGUGAAGAAGCGUGGUAGGAAGCCAAAGAAACAGGAGGAAACUGAGCAGAAAGGGAAAGAAAGUAGUGAGAAAGCAGUAGAAAAUUGUGAUUCUCGGAAGGACGGAGGUAGUCGGUCGGUGAAGAAGCGUGGUAGGAAGCCAAAGAAACAGGAGGAAACUGAGCAGAAAGGGAAAGAAAGUAGUGAGAAAGCAGUAGAAAAUUGUGAUUCUCGGAAGGACGGAGGUAGUAGGUCGGUGAAGAAGCGUGGUAGGAAUCCAAAGAAGAAGGAGGAAACUUUGCAGAAAGGGAAAGAAAGUAGUGAUAAAGCAGUAGAAAAUUAUGAUUCUGGGAAGAACGAAGGCAAUAAGUUGGUGAAGAAGCGGGGUAGGAAGCCAAAGAAAAAGGAUGAAACUUUGCAGGUUCAGGAGGCUGAGCGUGGAACUGGUGAACAGAGUGGUGAAAAAGUGGAAAAGCUUGAAGAGGAAAGCUCACAGAAUGGUCAGGCGACAGAAGAGAAAGGUGAAGACGAAGGGGCUGAUGCGGAGAAUAUUUGUAGAAAGGGUAGAAAGAAAGGAAGCAGAAGUGGCGGCAAAGUUUCAGGCUUAAAGCAGAGACAAAAUGGGUUUGUGUUUCAGAAAGGAAAAGAAGAUGAUGAGGAAUUGCAAGAUAAUGCUGGAAAAGAUGAGGAAAAUCGAAACAAUCUAAAAGGAAAGAAAGAAGCGAUGUUUAUUGAUAAUCAAGAAGACAAAGAAGUAGAGAAUGAAAUAGAUGGUAAAUUAGAUGAGAAAAGUGAAGUUUUUCUGAAGCAGGAAGACGAAGUUUCUCUGAAGGAGGAGGGUAUAAAGCCUAGGAAGAGGGGAACUGAUUUGGGAAAUCAGGAGAUGGAUACUGAGGAAGCGCAGGAGAAUGGUGUUUCUGUGGAAGUGAAUGGAAAUUCUUACAGGAAGAGACUGAGAGCUAAUGGGAAAAAGGUUAGCUAUGCUGAUUACGAUGAAGAAGAUGAAGAGGUUUCAGUCAGGAAGAAGCGUGGUAGGAAGGGGAGGAACAGGACUACAGUAACAGGAAAAGAAGGUUCAGAAAUAGAGGCAGUUAAUGACAAUGGAGAUUUGACUGAAGGAAAUGGAAAGGAAGUCAGUGGAAGAGGGCCGCAAAAAAAUACAAAAGAGAAGGAUGAUGGUGGAAGGAAGUCUCUAACAAUCAACAGUGGCAUGGGUUGUUCUUUGCGCGAUCUGAAAGUGUUGCAGCAAGAUAUGAAGGACGUUAAAAUUAACAAGCACAGUAAAGAGUUUACUGCGGAGGUUUGCUUAAUGUGCCAUCAGUGCCAGAGGAAUGAUAAAGGCCCAGUUGUUCGGUGUCAGAAAUGCAAGAAGAAGCGUUAUUGCAUCCACUGCUUGGAUAACUGGUAUCCUAAGAUGACAAAGGUUGAAGUUGCUGAUGCUUGUCCAGUUUGUCGUGAAAAUUGCAAUUGUAAAGCUUGCUUGCGUGAUACACCAAAUGAAUUCCUGAAUAAACUCAAGAAAAUGGUCGGCACUGAUGAUAGAAAAGUACUGCAUUCAAAGUAUUUGGUCCAAGCACUUCUCCCAUACCUGAAACAGUUAAAUGAGGAACAAAUGGUGGAGAAAAAGAUUGAAGCUAGGAUACAAGGUACUUUUGGUAUAUCACUUGCAGAGUUAGAGAUACAAAAUGCUAAUUGUCCUAAGGAUGAACGCAUGUAUUGUGACAACUGUGGAACCUCCAUCUUUGAUCAUCACCGAAGCUGUUCAAACUGCUUUUCUGAUCUCUGCCUUGUCUGCUGCCGAGAGAUUCGUGAUGGACACCUACAGGGUGGUGGGGAGGAGGUGGUUAUGGAGUAUGUUAGCAGAGGAUUUGAAUAUUUGCAUGGUGGAGAGAGCAAAGUUAUUUCACAAGAUGGGGUGCCACCUGGAACUACCUCUGAGGAUUCUCUGAGGUCAAACAUUGGAUGGAAAGUGAAUGAAGAUGGAAGGAUUGUUUGUCGUUGUGGUUUUGGAAACCUAGACCUGAAAUGUUUGUUUUCAACAAAUUGGGUUUCAGAGUUAGUAAAGAGAGCAGAAGAUGUUGCACAAAGAUAUGAACUUGACAUGGCUAAUACAAAUGUUGAAUGUGCAUGUUUUAAUUCCUUAGGAGAUGUUGACAUAGGAAGUAAUCAGUUGCUAAAAGCAGCAUCUCGUGAGGAUUCUGAUGACAAUUAUUUAUACAAUCCAAGGGCCAGUGAUAUCAAAAAAGAGGAUUUGAAGCAUUUUCAAUACCAUUGGAUGAGAGCUGAGCCUGUGGUAGUUAGUAAUGUUCUUGAAACUGGAACUGGCUUAAGCUGGGAGCCAAUGGUCAUGUGGCGUGCCUUCCGCCAGAUAAGAAAUGAAAAACAUGAUACACUUUUGGAUGUGAAGGCCAUUGACUGUUUGGACUGGUGUGAGGUAGAUAUUAAUGUUCAUCAAUUCUUUAUGGGAUACUUGCAUGGUCGAUUUGAUGCGAAAAAUUGGCCUCAGAUAUUGAAAUUGAAAGACUGGCCUUCAUCUACUAUGUUUGAUAAACGUUUGCCACGACAUGAUGCUGAAUUUACAUAUUGUUUGCCUUUUAAGGAGUAUACACAUCCUCAUGAUGGACCUUUGAACCUUGCUGUCCGAUUACCUAAGAAAUCUUUGAAGCCAGAUAUGGGGCCGAAGACAUAUAUUGCUUAUGGCUGUGCUCAAGAGCUUGGGCGUGGAGAUUCUGUAACCAAGCUUCAUUGUGACAUGUCUGAUGCGGUGAAUGUUUUAACACAUACAGCUGAAGUGACCCUUAAACCUGCAAAACUUGCUAAGAUAGAAGAACUGAAAAAAUUACACGAAAAGCAAGACCGAAGAGAAAUUUUUGGAAACAAUCAGGUCAAAGAGGAAGAUGUUGAUGGAGAAAUGGAUGGCAGUUUGUGUGGCAGCUUACCUACAACUGACAAGGAAACUAGGGAAGAUAACAACCAAAGUGAGGGUAGCAGACUGUCAAAUUGUGGAAAUGUGUCGCUGCAGCCAGAUGAGGGAGGUGCAGUUUGGGAUAUUUUCCGAAGAGAAGACGUUCCUAAGUUGCAGGAAUAUCUUAACAAGCACUUCAAGGAAUUUAGGCACAUUUAUUGUUGCCCAUUGCAGAAGGUUGUGCAUCCUAUACACGAUCAGACCUUUUAUUUGUCUCUAGACCAUAAGAGGAAGCUAAAAGAGGAAUAUGGUAUUGAGCCAUGGACAUUUGUCCAGAAACUUGGAGAUGCAGUCUUUAUUCCUGCAGGUUGUCCUCAUCAAGUGCGAAACUUGAAGUCAUGUAUAAAGGUAGCAUUGGACUUUGUUUCACCGGAAAAUGUUGGUGAGUGUAUUCGUUUGACAGAGGAAUUUCGUUUACUUCCCCCAAAUCAUCGGGCUAAAGAAGACAAGUUGGAGGUGAAGAAAAUGUGUCUUUAUUCUAUGGAUUGGGCUGUGGAAGUUUUGGAGCAUGGUGGAGAGCCAAAGAAAACAGAAAAUGAGGAAAAGGCAACUGCAAAGAAACAGAGAAGGAAGAAACGAAAAUCAUUAGGGUGAUACACAUGCUCGUUAUCUAUGCCCUUAUUGCAGCAGCAUUGUAUUAUAUCCUUGCUUCUGGCAGAUGGUUGUUCCUUAGUAUUAUGCUAAUGCUCUUUGAUCUACUGUUCUUUGGUUUGUAGUUUACCCAUGCCACCAGAAACUCGUCCUUUAGGCUACGAAAACGACAAGCAAUUUAGGCAACCAUGGGAACAAAUCGUCUUAACUGUUAGAAAUAUUUUGUUUAGCAUAUAAAUCAUUAUUAUAAAUCUUACCUGUCUAAAUCUCUAGUUAUGCUGAAGAUUUUCUUUCUUGUGGGAACAAUUGAGCCAAGGAUGAAUUGUGCAGUCUAUUUCUCAAGGAAGUGGAACAUGGGACAAAAUGUUUUUUUACGAGCUACACUAGAUAAAUGCAAUGUAUUUAUUUGGGUUUUAUAAACUAUAUAAUGAGAAAUUAUUGCUAA